AUGGUACGCUUGAGGAAAAAGAACUUUGAGUUCUGGUCAUGCGUAGUGCCCCCGGAAAUGAAGGCUCGGAGCAUGCGCAGUGGGCCGGCUCGGCGAGGCACGUGAAGGUCGCUUUGCUGCCCGCUCCGGUGCUUCUCGGGCGGGCUCGGCAUGGACUCUUCGUCCGGCGCGGGGGACCUGGGAGCAACCGUCAACGACCCGCAGCUGCAGCACUUCAUCGAGGUGGAGACGCAGAAGCAGCGCUUCCAGCAGCUCGUGCACCAGAUGACGGAGCUCUGCUGGGAGAAAUGCAUGGACAAACCUGGGCCCAAGCUGGACAGCCGAGCAGAGACCUGCUUUGUGAACUGUGUGGAACGCUUCAUAGACACAAGCCAGUUUAUCCUCAACCGAUUGGAGCAGACACAGAAAUCUAAGCCGGCCUUCUCGGAGAACCUAUCUGACUGAGCCAGAGGCAUUGGCGCCUCUGUUUCCUUAAUUAGAGGAGAACAUCCGACCAAGAUGGGAGAGGAGGAGCGAGAAGGGAGAGCAGAGGGAAAGGACCAACAGUGAAAAGAAGCUGUGCAGGAAGUUGGCCUCAUUGUGACAAGUUCCAGGGCUUCCUACCAACAUAGUAAUUGGUCUGGUUUUCAGUACCCACCUUGUGAACAAAAAUAGGCCAACAAGGCCAUGCAACAUCACACAUUUGCUGCUCACCGUGGGCUUGUGCUGCCCUGGUUUUUUUAAUAACAGAAGCUUCACACCACAGAUGUGCGGCUUUGGCUGUCUUGCUUUCCCCAAAGGUUUGGCCAGGGAAGCACAAUCUGUUCAUACUUGAGAAAACCUCUUUCUUGAAAUUAGGAAGCUCGGGUGGCUUUCAGACACUUGAUGUGAAUCUUGGGAAAGGCAGGUUGGAAAUGUGCCUUUUACAAACGGAACUGCGCUUUAGCACUACUCUUUUAAGCCAGGCAGCAAACUCACCUGUGACUCAGUGGACCGUUGUGUGCACCACUUUGUGUUUAACUGGGCCCUGCAGUUAAAACAAAGGGAAGGUGGGCAUAGCUUGCACCCGUAUGCCAGUAGAACCCUGUGAUCCUUCAUGAGAUUCUUAACAUUCUCUUUAGAAUGGCUAGGAAUACCACCUUCCCCCCAAUAUGGCUGUUGGGGCAGGGGGCACUGUCACUUGUUUGGUCAUGUAACGUCACUUGAGAAAUACAAGAGUUAAUACUAACUUUUCCCAUUCGCUGCUUUCUCCUGAUCAGUGGAAUAAACAUCAAUUGGAUCCAUUGAAAA
Heteronotia binoei (common prickly gecko) is the source of this 1269-nucleotide messenger RNA. RefSeq names its product translocase of inner mitochondrial membrane 8A (gene TIMM8A). The transcript is spliced from 2 exons. Lineage: Eukaryota; Metazoa; Chordata; Lepidosauria; Squamata; Gekkonidae. The record is from RefSeq and is a predicted model, not a curated record. Bases 151 to 444 code for a protein of 97 amino acids.